GCUAGCAAACCUCUGUGUUCUCGCAGCCUCGUUCUCUCCUUCACCCUCGUAGCUACAGCAGAGGUGCGGAACUCAAAAGAACAAAAAAAAAAAAAAGAAAAAAAAGAAAGAAGGGAAAAAAAAAGGGAAAAGGAGAGCGAUUUUUGUUCCUCAUAAGGGCUUUGCGGAUUCGGAACCGAGAUGGCGGAAGAAGCUCAGAUCGAAACUGAACUCAAGGACGAUGUGGCAGAUCUUGCCCCAUUCGAUCCUACAAAGAAGAAGAAAAAGAAGAAGGUUGUGAUUCAGGAUUCCACAGAUGAUGCUGUUGAUAAACUAGCUGAAAAAACUGAGAAUUUGUUGGUUGCAGAUGGAAUUGAAUCUACUUUUGCUGGAAUGAAGAAAAAGAAGAAGAAACUGGUGGAGACUGACUUCCUCAAUGAAGAGAAUAGGGAUCCUCGUGAUGACCUUGAUGGUGACUAUAUAGGAGAGGAGGAAGAAGGGGAGGGCAUUGUCCUGCAAGCUCAAUAUCCUUGGGAGGGCAGUGACCGGGAUUAUAAGUAUGAAGAGCUUCUAGAUAGGGUGUUCAAUAUCUUACGUGAGAAUAAUCCAGAGCUUGCUGGAGACAGGCGCAGGACAGUGAUGAGGCCACCUCAAGUUCUUCGUGAAGGAACGAAAAAGACUGUUUUUGUGAACUUCAUGGACCUUUGCAAGACGAUGCAUAGGCAGCCGGAGCAUGUUAUGACAUUCUUACUUGCUGAAAUGGGAACGAGUGGAUCUCUUGACGGGCAGCAAAGGUUAGUCAUUAAGGGAAGAUUUGCUCCUAAGAAUUUCGAGGGCAUCCUACGAAGAUACAUCAAUGAAUAUGUUAUAUGCAAUGGCUGCAAAAGUCCAGACACUAUACUUUCAAAGGAGAAUCGUCUGUUCUUUCUCAGAUGUGAGCAGUGUGGUUGCUCCCGGUCGGUUGCACCAAUCAAGGCUGGUUUUGUUGCUCGUGUUGGACGUCGCAAGGCUGGGACUUAAUCGGAUUACAUUUCUCCUUAUAAUACGGUUUCACUUUGUUGUGUAUCUUUAGUUUUCGAACCUUGGUUCUGGAUUAUAAGUCUGUGGUUUUGCCUUGGUAUUUGGACAUAAUCUACAUACAAUUUCACUUCCAGGCUUAUUUUAUGUUAGUCAAGAUGUGAGCAAAUGCAAUUAAUGAAUGUCAAUUAAGAGGAAACUGCUUUGUAUUGGUGAAA
Magnolia sinica is the source of this 1214-nucleotide messenger RNA. RefSeq names its product eukaryotic translation initiation factor 2 subunit beta-like. Gene Ontology annotation, molecular function: translation initiation factor binding; mRNA binding; translation initiation factor activity. Gene Ontology annotation, biological process: formation of translation preinitiation complex; formation of cytoplasmic translation initiation complex; translational initiation. The record is from RefSeq and is a predicted model, not a curated record. The transcript has 10 exons. Gene Ontology annotation, cellular component: eukaryotic translation initiation factor 2 complex. NCBI's taxonomy places the organism in Eukaryota, Viridiplantae, Streptophyta, Magnoliopsida, Magnoliales, Magnoliaceae. The coding region runs from base 181 to 999 and encodes 272 amino acids.